Messenger RNA from Armigeres subalbatus, 3979 nucleotides. RefSeq lists its product as uncharacterized. The record is from RefSeq and is a predicted model, not a curated record. Gene Ontology annotation, biological process: cell-cell adhesion. Lineage: Eukaryota; Metazoa; Arthropoda; Insecta; Diptera; Culicidae. The coding region runs from base 1 to 3690 and encodes 1229 amino acids. The transcript is spliced from 10 exons. Gene Ontology annotation, cellular component: cell-cell junction; plasma membrane. Gene Ontology annotation, molecular function: cell adhesion molecule binding.
AUGGGGAUCCAAUCGGCCCAGGCAAUGCCGAUGUCUACGUUUUACAGUAUGGGCCUCACAACUGGAUCCCGAAUACUGAGCCCCAUCGACUAUACCAUCGAAAUCCGAUAUCAACAGCAACUCCACAGUGUGAAUGUACGUUUCUUCAUCGGUCAACACACCCUGCCGGCAGUCACCGCAAGCAGUGGCUCCGCAGAAGCAAGCCUCCGUUUGCUAGAUGACAGUGAGCUCGACUUGCUGGACAUUGAACGCCAGCACCAGCCGCGAAACGAUAGAACCACCUCCACGGCCGGAACGUCGUCAUCGUCGUCGUCACCCGUGUCGCAAAACCAACCCCUCGGAACGUCCUUCACCGCGAGCGGUGGCAACGCUAGGAUAAACAAUAAUCAUAAGAUAAAUUUAGUGUCUUAUACAGCGAAUCUAGAUAAUAUUUUGAACAGUCUCGAAGACGACGAAGAAGUUGAUGACGAUGAUCGGCGGUUCGGGUUAGAUGACCGCCGGAUCGUCUCUGGUGCCAAACUGUACGAGCGGAACCACGAGGCCAACGUGCAGCACGACGAGGCUGCCAAGCCGGUGCACCACCGGUUGCUAGUUAAUCAAAUUGUCCAAAAGUACUACCCCAACCACCGUCGCCACAGGAGGUCGCUGCUGCUGCGGAGAUCGGCUCGAAGUUCAGACUCCGGUGUAGCCCUCAAGCGGCAAGAAGUAGCUCUCCCCUUCGCCUCCUCCACGCUGACUCCCAGCUCUUUUUCUUCUUCUUCGUCACCACUUUCUCCGCCGUCAUCGUCGUCAGUCGCACGACAGGUGACACGGACCGAACCUGUUGUACAUGAUCCUUCCAACCAGAGUAGUAGUAAUUACGGAACCAGUGAAUACGACAAACCAGAAAAGAAUGGGAAGAUGGCUGUGAAAAAUAUUAUUAGGAGUAAUAAUAGUGAACAUAAUUACGUAAGGAACUUGACGCUCGCAAACGCUGAGCAUUCGUCAUCUGACAAGAGCCGAGCAUCCGUACAGGAGGGGACCACUAAUGGUGAAGUAGGAAGCUUUGCCGCUAACGCUGCUGGGUCUGCACUCGACCCGAAACGACAAGAUGUUCUGCCGGAAGUGGAGCACCAAAAGGAAAAGGAAACCGAAUCGGCAUCCGGAGUGGGUGGUAGUGCGGCUGACACCAACUCGGCCCCAGAAACUAAUACAUCAACCCAGAGAGCAGUUACAUCAACACAAACAUCGUCACCGAUGUCAGCCUCAGUGGAAGUGGCACCACCGGAGCUGGAAUCCGUUGUCGAGCGAACAAUAACUCCACGGGAGGAACAUUUGCCGCAAAAUAGCUACAGUGCUAUUAAUGUCGACAGUUUCAAUUUGCUCGACGAUAGCGUUUAUGUCAGGAACAGUAGCAACGGCAGAACGAUGACGGCAGCCAACCACGGCGAAGGCUCUUACUCCACUCCCAGUGCCAAACAAUCCCAGCCGGAGCAACACGAGAGCCUCAGCUCCAAUAACAUAUUUGCUGGUGAAAACUUUGAUGAGCAAAUUAUUUUCCUCAACGGUGGAGAUUUGCUCGAGGCCAGUCCGGAGCAGUACGACAUGCGGCAGUUCGGCAAAGUGGAACGGGAUGUCAAAAUGGGUGACUUGAGAAACGGCGACCCGUUCCUGCUGAUGAACGAUGAACCGGUGGCCCUGGCGCUAAGGCCGAUUAUCCGGGGUCCGACCGACGACCACACCGAGGACAAUGUGGGGGUGGUCUACGCCGAGCAGCACGAGACGGUGACGAUGGCCUGCGAGGUCGAUGCGGACAUAACCUCCAGCGUGUGGCUCAAGAAUGGCCAAAUGGUGCACGUUAUGGACAAAAAGUCACGAACCGAUGACGUUCGUUUUGUGCGGGAAUCGCACGGGGGCAUCACCAUUUCGAACGUGAUGCUCGAGGACGACGGGGUUUGGCAGUGCGAGGCGGAGAACGCCCGGGGAUUCUUCUUCAACGGACGGCCGAUCAAGCUGGUGGUGUUGGAUCCCCCCAAAGAACCGUACCUGCUGAUCGACCAGCGGAGGCUGGACGCGGGAAACAUGUUCAUCCCGGUGAAGGAAAACUCGGAACUGACGUUGGCCUGCGUUAGCGAAGGCGGAAAUCCGAAGCCCGCCCUCAGCUGGGAGGUGCUGCUCAGCCCCGGAAUCGACCGUCACGCACAAAAAAUCUCCAACGACGUGCUGGAGCUGCAGGAGAUUAAACGAGACAAGGACAAGGAGCCGUACAAAAUAAACACCGGUGCUAUUUCGGAAGCAAAACUUCCGGCUGUGUUCCGGGUGCAUCACAAUGCGCGCAUUCUCUGUGUGAUGGAGCAUCCGACGCUCAAAAUGCGUCAGAAUGCCUCGAUCCUGCUCGACGUUCAGUAUACGCCUUCGUUUGCCAUCACCCGGACGCCCGGCUUCGGCUAUCCGCUGCGGGAAGGCAUCGAAGUAUCGCUCAAAUGUGACGUCGAUUCCAAUCCACCGUCGACGCCGGUCUGGCAGAAGGACGACGGCGAGACCCCGGUGCCGCAGACGGGCGAUGGAUUCCUCAAUUUCAGUGCGAUCCGGCGGGAACAUUCCGGCUGGUACAAAUGCACCUCGCGGCAUCUCAAUUUCCAGUACUCGAGCAUCGGGUACUAUCUGAGCGUGCGAUAUGACUCCGUCGAUGUCACUUCGGAACCGGUCGAACAGGACCUGCCGCUGUCCUCGUCAUCCUCGUCCUCGUCGGCCACGUCGGCGGCCGCUGGUCUCCAGAACGGUGCUAAUAAUUUCAAAGGUGGCCAAAUGGAGGUGGAACUCGGUGGCUCCGUCACGCUCCAGUGCCCGCAGGGUUCGCUCGGCUGUUGGUCCCAUUUGGAUCCGAUGACGGCGCGACUGAAGGGACUCGGCGUCGGUAUCUCCACGCCGACCGGCCAGUUUUCGCUCAAGGAUGUCGUCUACCAGGAUGCCGGCACGUACAAGUGUGUUGGCCAGAGUUCAACCAAUCGCAAAAAGCUCGAAGUGCUGCAAACGGUUUCGAUUGCUGUUAAAGGUGCACCGACGGUGAUUGCCCGGAAUACGACACCGGUGGCCUACCCGGGCUCACCGCUGCAUCUAUCGGUGGAGUUCUGUGCCAACCCGCCGGCGUACGCCGCCCGAUGGCUGCAUGGAGAUUUGGUCUACACACCGGGCAAGAAGUACGGUGACGAUGUGCUGGCUUACGGAUUCAUUGAUCUGCCGACACCAUUCUGCAAGGAAGCACGUCUGACCUACGUGCACAUGCACGAGAAAGUUCCUCGUACGUUCUAUUUCAUCGUAUCAUCGCCAGGUGGCGUUGCGGAAGCGAUCUUCAACGUGAACUUCACUCUCAAGCACAAAACCGGUGGUGCGUCGCUGCUGUCCUCCUCCUCGUCGUCAUCGUCCUCGUCGUCGUCCUCGUCGGGGCCCUUCGGAUCCUCAUCGCUCUCGUCAGCGUCGGCAUCCGCUUCCGGCGGCGGACUCAGCAGCGGUGGCUCCGGCUACAAAAUCAACACCAACACCAUCAACAACCUGCCCGGCAACGGGCUGGACGAGGACGAGGAGCUGAUGGAACCGGAAGAGAUCCAUUUUCCCAUCUUUGGCAACGGGGCCAGCAACAAUGGCCCGCUGCUGUCCCUCUCUGUAAGCAUCACUCUGCUCUUUAUCGUUGUUACUCUGUACUCCUACUAGUAUUGUUGACGUGUUUUAGAUAUGUUUUAUUAAAGUAUUAAUUAAAGCGUAAUUACACGGAGUCGCGACGUUGGGGAACGAUGCUAAGCCCUUGACAUCGCGCCGUGCGACUGCGGUGACGUGGAAAAUUUCGCUUAACACUAGGAGUUGGGCGAUCGAAAAAGUCAUCAUCAUAAAACAUAAAACCAUUCAUUCGUUAUUGACUUGGAACAAAAACUGAAGACUGUGUCCAAUACAUGUUAUUGAUAUUAAAAUGAGGUGUAACACGUAGAAGAUUGUUUGAUAAAAU